AUGGCUCAAAAUCCGAAACUAAGGCCGGCGCGUUCAUUAUCUAUUUCAUCUGCUGCAGCUUCUUCAUCAUGGUCUGGUCCAACAGAUCAUAAUCAUAGCCCGACUUCACCUGUAUCAACAGAUAUGGCAUGGAAUCAAGAUUCAAAUCAUCUGAGCGUUCAUCACGCCUCACAUCGUGGACAUUCCCUCUCCAUUGAUGGGGAUACUCUCCGUCCACGAUCGGGCUCAUUCACUUCAAAUACAGAUACAACAGCUCGCUCUAGAGCCAACUCCGAUGUUAGCACGAUGCCCCACUACAAUAUCAACAACUCAUUAGUCUAUGAUGAUGUCCCGUUAUCCGAAGCCUUAACACCAGAUGCUCGAGAUGAAGCGGAUUUUCACGUCGACGAGAAUCGCUUCGCGUUCUCACCGGGCCAACUUAACAAAAUGCUGAACCCAAAAUCCCUCGCCGCCUUUCAUGCCUUGGGUGGCUUGCAAGGCCUUGAGUGUGGUCUGCGGACAGAUAUACGGGCUGGAUUAUCUGUUGAUGAAGGUCGAUUAGCUGGUACAGUCGACUUUCAGCAGGUCACUCCUCCUUUAUAUGACAGACGACCAUCUAUCAGCAAGGCGCCCGUUGAAGAGAAUGAGAUUAUCUCAGCUCAGUCAUCGGCGCCGGUGUCUGUUGGUGGUGGUGAACCGUAUGAGGAUCGGGUUCGUGUAUUUGGUCAAAAUAAACUGCCGGCGAGAAAGUCAGCGAGCUUUUUGAAACUUUUUUGGAUCGCUUACAACGAUAAAAUCAUUAUUUUGUUGACUAUUGCUGCUAUUGUGUCUUUGUCAUUGGGUAUUUAUGAGACUGUGUCUGGUGGUACUGGUGUGGACUGGGUGGAGGGUGUUGCUAUCUGUGUGGCGAUUUUGAUUGUCACCGUCGUCACCGCUGUCAAUGACUGGCAGAAGGAAAGACAAUUUGCAAAGUUGAACAAAAGGAACGAUGAUCGUGAAGUCAAAGUCGUCCGUUCGGGAAAGUCAAUGAUGAUUUCCGUAUAUGAUAUCACCGUUGGCGAUGUGCUCCACCUGGAACCAGGAGACUCUAUUCCUGCCGAUGGUAUUCUUAUCUCAGGACACGGAAUCAAAUGCGACGAAUCAUCUGCUACUGGUGAAUCAGAUCAAAUGAAGAAGACAGACGGCAAUGAAGUCUGGCAGCGUAUCAUCGAGGGCAGAGCUACCAAGAAGCUUGACCCUUUUCUGAUUUCAGGAAGCAAGGUUUUGGAAGGCGUUGGCACCUAUCUGGUUACUAGUGUUGGGCCUUACUCUUCAUAUGGUCGGAUUAUGCUUUCGUUGCAGACAACUAAUGAUCCUACGCCGCUUCAGGUGAAGCUUGCGAAAUUGGCUGAUUGGAUUGGAUACCUUGGCUCAGCUGCCGCAAUAAUCCUGUUCUUCAUAUUAUUGUUCCGUUUUAUUGCUGAUCUUCCGAAUAACGACGCAACGCCUGCUGUCAGGGGCAAGGAGUUCGUAGAUAUUUUGAUCGUCGCCGUUACUGUUAUUGUUGUCGCGAUUCCAGAGGGGCUCCCACUGGCUGUAACGCUUGCUCUAGCAUUUGCUACUACUCGCAUGGUCAAGGAGAACAAUCUCGUCCGUGUUCUUCGAGCCUGUGAGACGAUGGGAAAUGCAACGGUUAUUUGUUCCGAUAAAACAGGAACUCUAACACAAAAUAAAAUGACAGUCGUUGCUGGUACUUGGAGCUCAACUCAAAGCUUCAGUCAGCCUUCUGAGGACACACCAGAGGUUACCGACAAUGAGACGAUGAGUACCUCGAAAGCUUUCCAAAGUCUCUCAGCACCAGUGCGGGAUCUUGUUAUCAAAAGCGUUGCUUUAAAUUCAACAGCCUUCGAAGAAGAGAAAGAUGGCCACAAGCAGUUCGUUGGAAGUAAGACGGAAGUCGCUCUUCUGCAAAUGGCUCAAGACUAUAUUGGCAUGGACCUCGUUUCAGAACGUGGAUCUGCUGAGAUCGUUCAAGUCAUUCCCUUUGAUUCUGCGCGGAAGUGCAUGGGCGUUGUAUACCGUCACCCGGUAAUUGGAUACCGUUUGCUUGUCAAGGGUGCCUCGGAGUUGAUGGUCAACGCUUGCACGACUCAGAUUACGGAUAUCGACGCCUGUAAGAGCUCAAUAUACACCGCCUCCCUUUCUCAGGACGAUAAACAAACGAUUUUGGAUACUAUUGAUCGCUACGCGAACUCAUCUCUUCGCACUAUUGGUCUUGUAUACAGGGACUUUGGCUCUUGGCCUCCUACUCAGACCAAGAAAUCAGAUGAUACGUCCGAUUUUGAUUUCGAUGGUAGCUUCCACGAGAUGACUUGGGUUGGAGUGGUGGGCAUUCAAGACCCCCUUCGUCCGGAGGUCCCCUCUGCCAUUCGCAAGUGUCACUCCGCAGGAGUCCAAGUGAAGAUGGUAACCGGUGACAACAUUGCAACGGCCACUGCCAUUGCCACUUCCUGUGGUAUCAAAACUGAAGGUGGUCUUGUGAUGGAAGGCCCCAAGUUCAGACAGCUAUCCGAUGAAGAAAUGGACCAGGUCAUCCCGCGUCUUCAAGUCCUAGCACGUUCCUCACCCGAGGACAAGCGUAUUCUCGUUGAGCGUCUCAAGAUCCUCGGUGAAACUGUCGCCGUUACUGGUGAUGGUACUAAUGAUGGACCUGCUUUGCGAACUGCUGAUGUUGGGUUCUCCAUGGGUAUUGCUGGGACUGAGGUUGCUAAGGAAGCUAGCUCGAUUAUCCUCUUGGAUGACAACUUCCGGUCUAUUGUUACUGCCAUUUCUUGGGGACGAGCUGUUAAUGAUGCCGUCGCAAAGUUUUUGCAGUUCCAAAUUACUGUCAACAUUACGGCUGUGGCUUUGACUUUUGUGUCAUCGGUUUACAGUAGUUCAAACAGCAGUGUUCUCAGUGCUGUGCAGCUACUCUGGGUUAAUCUUAUCAUGGAUACCUUUGCGGCCCUGGCUCUUGCCACUGACGCCCCGACAGAACAAAUUCUGGACAGAAAACCAGUCCCCAAGAAUGCAUCCCUCUUCACAUUGACUAUGUGGAAGAUGAUUCUCGGUCAGGCUAUUUAUCAACUAGCCAUUACCUUCAUGCUUUACUUUGCCGGUGACAAAAUUCUCAAAUCACACCUUGCCACGGACGACCCAGCUCUACGCUCUAAACAAUUAUCUACGGUUGUAUUCAACACAUUUGUAUGGAUGCAGAUAUUCAACGAAUUCAAUAACCGCCGCCUGGACAACCGCUUCAACAUAUUCGAAGGAAUGUUCAAAAACUAUUGGUUCCUCGGUAUCAACGCGAUCAUGAUCGGCGGACAAGUCAUGAUCGUAUAUGUUGGAGGCGAGGCUUUCGGCGUAACCCGGCUCAGUGGUAUUCUCUGGGCUGUAUGUUUGAUCUGUGCGAUCGGGUGUCUCCCAUGGGCCGUUGUCCUCCGUCUCAUUCCCGAUCGCCAUUUUGGGGUUGUGUUCAAUGCUAUUGUUAAGGCCUUUUCUUUCAUUCUCAGACCAGUUCUGAGACUUUGGAAUGCUUUUGCUUGUGGUGUGGGAGCUUUGUUUCAGCCAGUGGCUCGAUUCUCUCGUCGGGUGUUUUCAUGGAAGAAUGCACAACCUGACGAGGAGGGCUUUGCUGUAGUACCGGCUCAUUCUACAUCUACUGAUGAAGAGAAGCUUACCUCUGAGAAACUCGGUUCGAAUGAUCUUCCUGAGCGACCCCGUACACCGCCAGCGAUUUUGGUUCCUCCUAUUACAGUGACUGUUUCCCCUUGA
Molecule: messenger RNA, 3771 nt
Organism: Penicillium angulare
Lineage: Eukaryota; Fungi; Ascomycota; Eurotiomycetes; Eurotiales; Aspergillaceae
Gene: pmcB
Product: putative calcium-translocating P-type ATPase(PMCA-type)
Exons: 6
Coding region: 1-3771 (1256 amino acids)
Biological process (GO): intracellular calcium ion homeostasis; calcium ion transmembrane transport
Cellular component (GO): membrane; intracellular membrane-bounded organelle
Molecular function (GO): ATP binding; ATP hydrolysis activity; P-type calcium transporter activity
Source: RefSeq, a predicted model, not a curated record